UCUCACGCGAGGCAUGUGAUUACAUAUCACCAGCAGUGUGCGACAGAGACAGGUAAGAUGGCGGCGCAGGAGAACGAACCCACUGAUCAAACUGCCGUUAGCAACGGCGAGGUGAGCAGUAAUGGCGGGGCUGCUGCUGACCAGGUCGCACAGACGGCUGAAGCUGGACAGGAUCCCCAGCCGCAGCCGGCUCCGAACGCGUGGCAAGUCAUCAAGGGUGUUCUCUUCAGGAUCUUUAUCAUAUGGGCCAUCAGUAGCUGGUUCCGUCGAGGCCCUUCAACUCCAGAUCCCAACACUCCGGCUGGGGCACCAAGAGUCCCCAGCCGUAACCUUUUCCCCAAGGAUACCCUAAUGGAUCUCUAUGUAUAUCUCUCUAAAGAUGAGAUAUUUACGGAAUUCAACGACACACAAUCAUUAUUCUGGUUCCAGCAAGAUCUAGUCUAUGGAGACUGGAGUACAGGAGACCAAGGGUGCUAUGAACAUGACAAGGAACUGGAUAUACCAGAGAGUCUCCAGCAGAAUGGCUCUCUCUAUAUUCAUAUCUACUUCACCAAGAGUGGCUUUCAUCCAGACCCCAAGCGCAAGGGCCAGUAUCGCAGGCUGGCCACUGUCCAUUCCUCUCGAAUGCUGAAUAAGUUCAAGCGGAGGAAGUUUCUCAAGACCAAGAAUCUCUUGACUGGAGAGACGGAAGCAGAUCCAGAAAUGAUAAAACGUGCAGAGAGCCACGGACCUGUGGAGAUCAUUUCCCAUUGGCACCCCAACCUUACCAUCAACAUGGUGGACGACCACACAGCAUGGGUCAAAGGGUCUGUUCCCCCACCUCUUGACCAGCAUGUGAAGUUUGAUGCAGUCAGUGGAGACUAUUACCCCAUAGUCUACUUCAAUGACUACUGGAACCUGCAGAAAGACUACUACCCCAUCAACGAGACCCUGGAAAAGUUGCCCCUGCGCCUCACAUACUGCCCACUGUCCCUGUGGCGUUGGCAGCUGUAUGCCGCCCAGAAUGCCCGUUCUCCAUGGAACUUCCUGGGCGAGGAGACCUACGACCAGUCCGACGAGGACCAAGAUUCUGUAAAGGUGGCCUUGUUGGAGACCAAUCCCUAUCUGUUGGGUGUGACCAUUGUUGUCUCCAUAGUUCACAGUAUCUUUGAGUUCCUGGCUUUCAAAAAUGACAUCCAAUUUUGGAACAGCCGGCAGUCCCUGGAGGGCCUGUCCGUUCGCUCUAUCAUAUUUGGGGUGUUCCAGUCCCUAGUGGUGCUGCUCUACAUCCUGGACAACGAGACCAACUUUGUGGUGCAGGUCAGCGUGUUCAUUGGCCUGCUCAUCGACUUCUGGAAAAUCACAAAAGUCAUGGAUGUCAAACUGGACAGAGAGAACAAGAUUGCUGGAAUAAUCCCACGACUCGUAUUCAAAGACAAGUCCACAUAUGUGCAGUCAUCCACCAAACAAUAUGAUGAUAUGGCUUUCAAGUACCUGUCGUGGUUCCUGUACCCACUCUUUGGGUGCUAUGCCGUCUACAGCCUGCUGUACGUGGAGCACAAAGGCUGGUACUCAUGGGUACUAAGCAUGCUUUAUGGCUUCCUGUUAACGUUUGGUUUCAUUACCAUGACCCCACAGCUUUUCAUUAACUAUAAGAUGAAAUCUGUGGCCCACCUCCCAUGGAGGAUGCUUACCUAUAAGGCACUCAAUACUUUCAUUGAUGACCUGUUUGCCUUCGUCAUCAAGAUGCCCAUGAUGUACAGAAUAGGAUGUCUAAGAGAUGACGUAGUGUUCUUCAUCUAUCUGUACCAGCGCUGGAUCUACAGAGUGGACCCCAACCGUGUCAACGAGUUUGGCACCAGUGGAGUGGACCCAAACAGCAAGGACAGCACGGCGCAGGCCUCUGACAACGGGCCCACACCCGCUAUCACAGAGAAAGCAGAGGAGGAGAAGAAGAAUGAUUAAGCGCCCACCCAGUUCGCAUUCCCCCUUCACCCACUCAUGUGAAGGUGGAGUCCGCUUCAAGGCUAAAAUUCUGGUGUCUGUUUGCCAGGGGUGGAAACUGGAGUAUAUGGUAUUCUAUAAUUGACUGCAAAAACAACAAAAAAAAGAGAAGAAAAUUCAGUUCAACUUUGUUAUUCUUUCAUGUGGGAUCCACAGCAAAAGAAUCAUAUUUAACGUAGACUUCCUAAUUACUUUUAUUUUCCAAAAUGUUUCCAUAUUUUUGCAGUUUAAGUGAAGUAAAAAAAUGUGAUGUACUGUUUUACAUAUUGUGGGAUGGGGAUAAUGGGGAGGGGAUAGGGGUAACUAAUGAAAUAUAGCCCAUUUGAGAUGGGGAACAUAGGGUGAUCGCAGUACAUAUCAGCAAAUUAUAGAGGAAAAAAAAAACUUGCAGAAAAUACAAAGCGUCGAGCAACUUCGCUAUUUUUAUGUGGAUUCCUUGUGCUUUCUUUUUUUCCUCCAUUCCAUGUGUGAGCGCUGUGUUGUGGGGUACUGGUGAGAAAUGCAUGAGGUGAAGGGGGGAAUGGACAGGCUCCUGUGCUGGGGUGCAGUAACUGACCUGAUCCAAAUGCUACUCGCAGAAGAUUGUGACUACCCUCAUUUUUAAAACAAAAUGGUUGAUGUUCCAGACUUGAACAAAAAAAAAAAUAACAGCCUUGUAGGUAUUAAUAUAUAUUAAUAUUAUUAAUAAUGAUAACAUGAUUUUUUUUUUUCUUUGUCACUUUUUUAAUGUCCUGAAAAGUGUACAGAAUCUCAGCUUGUAAACUUAAUUGCAUUGAUGUCAAAAUUGUCUAGCAAUAGUUGAUAUGUCAGUUUCAUUGACCAGGAAUUUUGAUUUUGAAAUGUUCCUCUAUACGUUCACACUCCAUUGCAGGACCAUGUUGACCGAUAACAGAACAGCCACAUUGUUAAGUAUCAUGAGGGUUGGAAAAAGUUCACCACCCACCAUCAGGUGUAUAAGAGACAAACUGCUUGUUUUGUCUUGGUUUUAUUUUGGUGCCGUAAUUAUGAAUUGAUGGAGCUUUUAUUUUGGUACAUUAAAGUUUGAUCACUCAUGUUUAUAGUAAAGCAUAAGUGCAGUUUAAAAUGUAA
Messenger RNA from Alosa sapidissima (American shad), 3072 nucleotides. It is a transcript of the gene clptm1, whose product is annotated as CLPTM1 regulator of GABA type A receptor forward trafficking. Bases 58 to 1944 code for a protein of 628 amino acids. Gene Ontology annotation, cellular component: membrane; endomembrane system. Lineage: Eukaryota; Metazoa; Chordata; Actinopteri; Clupeiformes; Clupeidae. The record is from RefSeq and is a predicted model, not a curated record. The transcript has 14 exons.